AUGGGAAAAGAAGAAAACAAAGAUGUGCAAAGAAAAGGAAAAGCCAAGAUGCAACUCAAAAGAAAUAUAGGUUAUUUUGAUGGGGUAAGUUUUAUUAUAGGAUCAAUUGUUGGAGCAGGGAUCUUCGUGUCUCCCACAGGGGUGUUAAAACAUUCCUUACUCAAUGUUGGCGUUGCAUUAACGAUCUGGACUGCGUCUGGGCUGGUUUCUCUGAUGGGUGCCCUCUGCUAUGCGGAGCUGGGAACCGCUCUGCCCUUCUCUGGAGGAGAGUACAGCCACAUUAAAAGAGGCCUUGGAUCCCUACCCGCCUUCGUGUUUAUCUGGACAGCAACGUUCACCAAGCCAGCAUCAAAUGCUGCUCGAGCCUUGCUGUUUGCUGAAUAUGCCACACAGCCAUUCUAUGGCAUUUGUCCUGCACCAGACGUGCUGAAGAAGUGCUUGGCCUUGGCCGUUCUCUGGUCCCUGGGGAUUUUAAAUGGCCUCAGCGUCAAAAUGUCUGCGUGGGUGCAGACAGUUUUCACUCUGCUGAAGAUGAUGGCCUUGUCUGUGAUUGCUGUUGGUGGCAUAGUUCUCCUCGUUACCAGGCAAAAGGAGAGUCUGGCCAGGUUUGAGGACAUGUUCAGCUCAGAGAUCCCCAACGCCUCACAGAUUGCCGAAGCCUUCUUCCAGGGGCUGUACGCGUACGGCGGCUGGUGGUCCCUCAACUACAUGGCAGAGGAGAUGAAACGCCCCAGCAGAAAUAUCCCCUUAACUGUGAUGACUGCUGUUCCUGCAGUAAUUGUUUUUUAUUUACUAGUGAACAUCUCAUAUCUGACUGUUCUCACACCCAAGGAAAUUGUCUCCUCAGUUGCUGUGGCAGUCACCUGGGCUGAUCGAGUGAUCCCCUCCGUUGCCUGGAUCAUUCCUCUCUCUGUUGCUGUCUCAAUAUUUGGUGCCCUCAACUGCAGCAUGUUCACACUCGGUCGAUUAAGCUAUGCUGGAAGUCAGUCAGGACAUUUACCUCUUUUAAUAUCCAUGCUUAAUGUCCACUCCUGUACGCCAGCACCAGCCAUGAUUUUUUCAACCACCAUUGCAUCCAUUUUUAUCAUCCCCUCUGACCUUAUUAUGCUAACAAAUUACUUUGGAUUUUCUGCCUGGCUUAUGACUGGAUUGACUUGUGCAAGCCUGAUUGUACUUCGAUACCGGGAACCUCAUCUACACCGACCAUACAAAGUGUUUUUACCAGUUCCAUUUAUGAUGGUGGCAAUGUCUUUCUUCCUAGUUCUAGCUCCCAUAGUCUGGUCUCCAAACAUGCAAUAUGUUUACGCUUUCCUGUUUAUGCUUGGAAGUCUCAUUAUUUAUCUGCCUUUUAUACAUUUUAAAUUGCGUUUUCCAUUUCUUGAUAAAAUUACUUGCCACCUACAGCUCCUGUUAGAAGUCUGUCCUGCUGAUGGACCUGCUGAGGGCAAAUGUGAAUAAUGGCAGAUA
Messenger RNA from Zonotrichia leucophrys gambelii, 1467 nucleotides. RefSeq names its product solute carrier family 7 member 13 (gene SLC7A13). Gene Ontology annotation, biological process: amino acid transmembrane transport. Lineage: Eukaryota; Metazoa; Chordata; Aves; Passeriformes; Passerellidae. The transcript is spliced from 4 exons. The record is from RefSeq and is a predicted model, not a curated record. Bases 1 to 1458 code for a protein of 485 amino acids. Gene Ontology annotation, molecular function: L-amino acid transmembrane transporter activity. Gene Ontology annotation, cellular component: membrane.